UCAACAUCCGAUUCGCUUGCGACCACGAGGUCGUCGGCCACACAGCGCACAUUAAUUUCCUCGUGACAAGGUCACAUCCGACCAAUGAGCUAACGGUAUCGGGCGCAGUGAGUCCUUAGUCAACUUACCAAGUCGACCACAUUGAGAUAAAAAACGAAGCGGUGAAAGUGGUGCAAGCAAGAUGAUUGCAGGCAGAACGGUUGUUUUCGGUGCCUCCGUCCGACCAGAGAGGAUGAAUGACAGGGUGCUAAAACUAGUGGAGCAAAGAUUAAAACUCAAAGGUCAUGAUGUGGAUAUCGUCGGUAAGUAAAUCUGUCCACUUUUACAAGUGCCUUGUCUAUGUUAUUUCCAAAAGUUUUACUGAAUCAUAAAUGCCAGUUAGAUGUUUGCUACCAGGUUCAUCACUGAGGGCAGGAGGGAGCAAAUGGAGAUUGUUAACACUUCGUCGAAGGUAGUCUGUUAGGGAAGCAGUAAAUUCGUGAAGAAAAUAAUCAUAUAUUUUCCAUCAGGUUACUGGGCCAAUUCAACAGUAUGUGAGAUGAUAAUUGUAAUGGCCAAAUUCACUUGGUGAUAAAUAACGCCGGUGACACAAGUCUGCUUCCCUCGAAGUCAACUUCGGUAAAACAAAAGAUGACACGUACUUUACUGCGAUUACCCAAUGCCAAUGAAAAUUAGCGUGUCCAUAAAGAUUUCUCUUACUGUGCCAUGUUUCAGACCCAAAAAAGUUGCAGCUUCCGAUGUUGGAUAUCCCAUAUGCGUACCACCAAGAUCCUCCGCGACAGGCUCCAGAGAAAAUUCGCGAUUUGGUUAAGAGAGUUACCGCUGCAGAAAGACUGAUAGUCACAACUUGCGAAUACAACCGCGCAAUUCCACCAGCACUAUCAAAUCUCAUUGAUUAUCUGUCUCAUGCCUCGUUGGCUUUCAAACCAACUGGUAUUGUGUCUUACAGUUUGGGUGCAACCGGAGGUAUCGUGGCUUCUACACAGCUCCGUUCGUUGCUAGCUGAAUUAGGAUGUGUCGUGGUCCCAUGUUCGGUGACAAUACCCAGCGUUGGAAAACAAAUUGAGUGGCCUUCAUGUACAGCGGAUCAAUCACUGUUGAGCAACAUCGAUCUGGUCAUUGAACAAGUGGAAUAUUUAAGCAAAGCAUUCCAAUCCUAUCGUACCACUACAUCAGUUGCACCACCCAAGGUGCAGGGAUAUUUGUAAAAUUGGCCUCUGUUAUUUUGACAGUGACUAUAUUCAAGUUUGACAUUUGAACUUUUCUGGUAUUCCUCUCAUUUCUUAUAUCUCGCUGAACUCUUGCGCCUCAUUAUUUAAAUAAAUAUGAGUAAAACCGAUAGUUGAUUGAUAAACAUACAGUUAUUUCUGCG
Messenger RNA from Dicrocoelium dendriticum, 1372 nucleotides. The record is from the annotation of a GenBank genome assembly. NCBI's taxonomy places the organism in Eukaryota, Metazoa, Platyhelminthes, Trematoda, Plagiorchiida, Dicrocoeliidae.